CCAGGUCUAAUCAAGCCCUGAUCUUCCUCGCAUUAUUGUCAUGGCAAUGGCGGCAACUCUCCCUGCGCUCCUCGUCCUCUGCAUUGCCUUUCCCUUGACUCUAACCUCCGCAGCUGGCCCCGCACAGCCACCGCUACCGGUGCUCACCGAAGAUUACUACGCGAAAACAUGCCCGGACUUCCAAAAAAUAGUCCGGGAAACCGUCACCGAUAAGCAGUCGGAGAAGCCCGUCACCGCCGCUGGCACCCUCCGCCUCUUCUUCCAUGACUGCAUGGUCACGGGCUGCGACGCCUCCCUCUUGAUCAGCUCUAACCACGUCAAUAAAGCCGAGAGGGACGCCGACCCCAACCUCUCCCUCUCGGGUGAUGCAUUUGACGUGGUCCGAAAGGCAAAGACGACGCUCGAGCUCACAUGCCCGGGCGUGGUCUCAUGCUCCGACAUCUUGGCUGAGGCCACACGUGACCUCGUGACCAUGGUCGGAGGGCCUUUCUACAAGGUCAAGCUGGGACGCUUAGAUGGACGCGUCUCCAAAGCCGAGCUCGCGGACGCCAACCUCCCAAGGACUAACCAAACCAUGGACGAAAUGAUCAAGUUCUUUGAAUCCAAAGGCUUCACCGUCCAGGAGAUGGUGGCGUUGAGCGGCGCACACACCAUCGGAUUCUCCCACUGCAAGGAAUUCACCGGCAGAUUAUUCAACUACAACAAAACCACCCCUACCGAUCCUGAUAUGCACCCAAAGUUGGCCGAGGGUUUGAAGAGAACUUGCGCCAACUUCAUUCAGGACCCAUCCAUGUCAGCAUUCAACGACCCGAUUACACCUGGCAAGUUCGACAAUAUGUACUACCAGAACCUGAAGAGAAGACUAGGGCUAUUGACCUCCGACAACGCUUUGCUUAAGGACCCGAGGACCAAGCCCUUGGUAGAGUUGUACGCUACCAACCAGCAAGCUUUCUUCGAUGCCUUCAGCAAGGUCAUGGAGAAGCUCAGCUUCUAUGGAGUCAAGACAGGGAAGGACGGAGAGGUGAGACGCCGGUGCGAUACGUUUAACGAUGUCAUUACAUCUUAGACGAAUUGACAGAUCGGGGACUUGAAGAAAGAAACAUUUUUUUUUUAUUCUUUUCAAUUUUAUUGGUGUUCAUAAUCCAUGAGAACGAAAAUUUAUGAGGUAGUGGGAUGUGCAUGAUGAGAUUG
This is a messenger RNA of Fragaria vesca subsp. vesca, 1191 nucleotides long. Its product is annotated as peroxidase 41-like. Gene Ontology annotation, molecular function: peroxidase activity; heme binding. The record is from RefSeq and is a predicted model, not a curated record. Lineage: Eukaryota; Viridiplantae; Streptophyta; Magnoliopsida; Rosales; Rosaceae. The coding region runs from base 41 to 1066 and encodes 341 amino acids. The transcript has a single exon. Gene Ontology annotation, biological process: response to oxidative stress; hydrogen peroxide catabolic process.